Messenger RNA from Aspergillus oryzae RIB40, 822 nucleotides. Its product is annotated as lipase/thioesterase family protein. The record is from RefSeq and is a predicted model, not a curated record. The transcript has a single exon. NCBI's taxonomy places the organism in Eukaryota, Fungi, Ascomycota, Eurotiomycetes, Eurotiales, Aspergillaceae. Gene Ontology annotation, molecular function: hydrolase activity. Bases 1 to 822 code for a protein of 273 amino acids.
AUGUUGUACUACGGGACAAGCAUCAUACUUUCCCUGUUAUGCAUGCUAACAGCCACAGGCGGUGGAUUUGCCCUCCCAGCGAACUUGGGCUAUUUCAGUUUCUUCACUCGCCUAAUCGCGGACAGUGGCCGUGCCAAUAAAUCCUUGGCGGUUUUCAGUCUCACAUACACACUGGCCCCCCAUGCAACAUAUCCCACACAGAUUCGCCAGGCCGUGGAAGCGUUGCGGUAUGUGGUUGAGCAGACCAAAUUUUCACCAGGCCACAUUCUCUUGGGUGGUGAUUCGGCAGGAGGGAACCUGGUCGGCGGCGUCUUGUCCCACUUGGCUCAUCCCCACCCUGCUAUUGCCCCGGUGAACCUCUCCGAGCACCUCCGCGGCGCGGUCAUGAUCGCUCCGUGGACAUCAAUGGAGACGGACUUUUCGGGACAAGAGAUCGAUUCUCGAGGGGAUUUGAUCACGCCUGCAGUAGCAGGACCAUGGGCCAGCGCCUACCUGGGUACCGCCAAGCGUGAUUACUACACCGACUUAUCUACUGCGCCAGCAGACUGGUACUCCACGUUUCCGGUGCAGAAGAUUUUAGUUUGUGCCGGAGGAAGCGAGAUUCUUUUCCCAAUCAUCCAGGAUUUCGUGAAGAAACUAAAGGUAAGCUUUUUUUUAGCCUGCGAUAACAGCGGGACGUCUUUAUCUAACCUGAGCAGGAGGGCUUCCCGGGUGUGGAGUUGUGUGUUGGCCAGCGGGAGGGCCAUGUCGCCCCGAUCUACAAUUUGUAUAUCGGGGACCAGACUGAGACGGAGCAGGGGAAGAGAGUCAAGAGCUGGUUGA